AUGUCUUCCGAUCCUCUUGUCCAAUUCGUGACCUUCUCUUCGGCUGUAGAGGCAUCAUUUUGGCAUAGCUUAUCCACGCGUAAAAUUGAUUUGUACAAAUUAGACGAUGCUCCAAAGAAAAUUAUAGGUUAUUAUUCAACUGGUCGCUCUCUGCAAUCGCAAGAUUCCACCGAAGCAAGCAUUGCUGUACCAGCGCGUUUAUGUCUCGGUACGGGAGCUUUUCCCGAGGUUAAUGACGAUUCCAUUUCAAGUCUGCCGGUAUUCUCCUUUCCUUCGGUUGGGACGAUCAAAAAUACAAAUACCAUCGAAGAAUUCAAACAACUCGAUAAGAAUGCGCUGUUCAAAGAAGCCACCGAGCAAGACAUUACUUCUGGCGCCGCAGUAAAUUUACCUUAUCUUCUCACACGGUUCAUCCUCGUCACCUUUGCCGAUUUAAAAAAAUAUAAAUAUCAUUUUUGGUUUGGCUUCCCCGCUCUACUUACUGAGCCGCCGUGGAUGGUUGGCGGUGAUGGUCAGGUCAAAGGCGUUGACAGUGUGUGGAAUGAGAAAGAGAUAGAAUCAUUAAGAAACAAUUACGAAUCAUUCACGCAAAGACAUUCUAGCAUGUGUGCAGGAUUUUUCCUCGUUAAAAAAUCAGAUUAUGAAAUUGAAGUUGGUAGGUUAUCUGAGUGGGACACGUUCUUUAAAGAUUGUGAUGACAGCGAGGAUUCGCCGACCCUUCAAGUCUGCCUAACAAUCCUGGAUGGCCUCUGCGAAAUUUUCUGGUGCUUAUACAACGUCAGUGGAAUGUUCGCAGGAUCAAAGUAUUAUGUUAUCGAGAAAUCCCAGGAAAAAAAGACAUUUCGCAAAGUCUCCGUCGGUUGGGAAAAGAACUCUCAGGGCAAACUUGGACCUCGCGUGGCUGACCUUUCGCAUUUAAUGGACCCAAAGAGGUUGGCUGAUACUUCGGUAGACUUAAAUUUAAAGCUCAUGCGAUGGAGAAUCGUUCCAGAGUUAGACCUAGAAAAGAUUAAAGAUACGAGAUGUCUGCUACUCGGUGCUGGAACUCUCGGUUGCUAUGUCGCUAGGUGUUUGCUGGGGUGGGGCGUUCGUCAUAUCACUUUUGUAGAUAACUCAUGUGUUUCAUUCUCCAAUCCCGUACGGCAGCCAUUAUUUUUCUUUGUCGACUGUUUGGAUGGUGGUAAACCAAAAGCGCAAACUGCGGCAGAGAAUUUGAAAAAAGUUUAUCCUGGAGUCGUGAGCGAGGGGCACGAAUUGACCAUUCCCAUGCCAGGCCAUCCGAUUUCUUCAGAGACCAGGACUAGAAGUGACGUGGAAAAGCUCGUCCAACUCUUUGAAUCACAUGAUGUCAUAUUCUUGUUGUUGGAUAGUAGAGAGAGUCGAUGGUUGCCCACAUUAUUAGGUUCUGUGAUGCGCAAGCUAGUUAUAAAUAUCGCGUUGGGUUUUGAUACGUAUGUUGUAAUGCGACAUGGAGUGAAGGAUGAUUCAGAAUCCCAAGUGGCGAGCUCGUCUAAUAUAAAAAUUCCAUUAGUGAAGAAGCUUGGGUGUUAUUUCUGUAAUGAUGUUGUGGCUCCAGUCAACUCUCUUAAAGAUCGUACGCUGGACCAGCAGUGCACGGUGACACGACCUGGACUGUCGGCCAUUGCUGCUGCGCUUGGCGUUGAAUUGAUGGUUUCUGUCUUGCAUCAUGAUAAAGGACCUGCUGCUCCCGCCGACACGGGUAUUGAGCCGUCCGGUUCUACGGAUUCUUCCACGUCCUCCCCCCUUGGAAUCAUACCACAUCAAAUGCGUGGAUUUCUAAAUCACUUCAAUAAUAUGAUUGUGGUUGGACAAGCUUAUGACCGAUGUACAGCCUGUUCAGAAUUCAUUAUAGAUGAAUACCAAACUCGCGGAUUUGAAUUCUUGGAACGAGCUUUCAAUUCUCCAACAUACUUGGAAGAAAUUACUGGAUUAACAAAAUUGCAUCAGGAAAGUGAGAACGUUGAUGAUUUUGUUUGGGAUGACGAUGAAAACACGGA
This is a messenger RNA of Acaulospora colombiana, 2018 nucleotides long. The record is from the annotation of a GenBank genome assembly. Lineage: Eukaryota; Fungi; Glomeromycota; Glomeromycetes; Diversisporales; Acaulosporaceae.